GCGCCAAAACUCUUCUGUGGGGGCCUCGCGCGCUCUGGAGCCUUGCCUGAGAUGACAGGCUGCGCGCGAUCUUAUCUCAGGUGCAACCGAUUCGUAGUCCGUCUUCGCUGUCUCUUCAGCCUCUUCAACUCCAAAUAUUUCGACGGGGUUGCGUUACUGCCAUGUAAUCAACUGUAAAUGAAUUGUGUUAAAAAUGUUCGUGGGCAUCAAUGAUUGAUAGUCCGCGGUUAUUUCCAGGCUAGUGCUUUUGCUAUGUGGAAGUUCUGAAAGCUCAAUGAUCAGGAACUUUGGCAGCAGACUUCUCUAUUGCUACACAAUCAACCAACUCCAAAUUGUGAGGCUGGUAGAGGCUGGAAGUCUUGGCAAUACAUUCGAGACUUCUUGACUCCGGAAUUGCGCUUUUGGAACGCUCGCGUGGCCAAUUUCCUUAGGUUAUGUUUGGUCGUGGGCACCUUGAUGCACCAAGGAAAUGGUAUUUCUUUAGAAUUACGGUUUUUCUCGUUGAACAUGGAGACCAUAUGAGAGGGGCAUUUUCCAGGAUUAAUUGACAGCAGAAAGACAGAAUGCGGGGCAGAGAGCUACGGAGCGCGUGCAGAAGACUGCUCCUGCUGUCCCUGUGCAUGCUGUCGCUCUGGGGAGAACUCACCCUCGCCUCCUCACACAGGAGUCACAUAGUGCACGUGAAGGCAGGGACCUGUGAGGUGAUCGCUGCUCAUCGAUGCUGUAACAAGAACAAGAUCGAGGAACGAUCUCAGACCGUCAAGUGCUCCUGUUUUCCCGGACAGGUUGCCGGGACAACAAGGGCGGCGCCAUCUUGUGUGGACGCCUCCAUCGUGGCCCAGCGCUGGUGGUGCCAGAUGCAGCCCUGCAUGCAGGGGGAGGAGUGCAAGGUCCUGCCAGACCAGAAGGGGUGGAGCUGCAGCACCGGCAGCAAGGUCAAGACCACCAAGGUCACGCGAUAGUCCUCUACUCCUCUGUGGAUCCUUGGUACCGGACGUCACGCUUCCUGUUCCUGCACAGAAACCUUGGGACUGCUGCAUGUGAUUGGUUGAGUGUUGAUGACUGGUAGAAACCAGGGACCAAUAAGGACAAACAAGAAUAACAGAGACAUUCCAUUGAUUGGAUGCAAGGAGGAAAUGGGCGGGCCUGGCAACACAAGCGAGCGCCUAUCUUGAAGGAUAACUGUUUAGAAUCCAUCCAACCUCGUGAGACAUUCUCCUUCCAGAACGCUGUGUUUGUUUUCCCGCCUGGGCUGUUGAACCCGGACUUCAAGGUGUUGAAUGAGAAAGGACAUACUUUGGAAUUACGCAAGAUACACCCUUAAACGGAAUCAAGUGAAAAUCAUUAUGUGAAAAUAUUCCAGUAUUAAUUUUUCGUCCAUUUGUUUGUCUGCCGAUAGCCCAGUGACUGAACAUCCCUGAUAUAUCUGUGUUAUUAAAGAUCUGUUUAUAUCGUUUAUAAGUUUUAAUUCCUUUCGGCCUCAAGAAACUAAUAUCCCUUAGUUUAAUUUUUCAAAUGAGAAAACAAUGAUGUGUUUGGUUUUCGUGACCUCAGUUGGACCGCUGCUUUUUUAAAGGUUUGAUACAUUGAAAGAAGAUUCGACAAGUGAAUAUAGAACAGCAAAAAGCAAUGUGUAAAGAUGUUUUGAGUGUUCGGAGUCUCACGGUCCAGUUAAAAUGACAUUACAUUGGUCUCUAACUGUUAUUGAUAUCUGUUUCUAAACCUGGUAACCACCCUUAAUUACAAAUGUCAGUAUUAUGUCAAUAAACCUAUCUCGA
Molecule: messenger RNA, 1778 nt
Organism: Osmerus eperlanus (European smelt)
Lineage: Eukaryota; Metazoa; Chordata; Actinopteri; Osmeriformes; Osmeridae
Gene: tafa3a
Product: TAFA chemokine like family member 3a
Exons: 5
Coding region: 564-962 (132 amino acids)
Molecular function (GO): receptor ligand activity
Source: RefSeq, a predicted model, not a curated record